AAAUUUCUGCUUUGGUAUAAACAAUCCGUCCUUAAUACCUAAAUAAUGUUUAAUUCGUUUUGGCUUAGGAUUUUGCUAUAAAAUGGCAAAGUUAGAUGACUUUCUUACUAAGAAAAAAGAAACUGCUCCAAUUUUGGAUUUAUUCCGAGUGACCGCCAAGUCUCCAGAAGAAUUCAAAAAACUUCACGACAAACUCCCAGAAUUCAAAAUUAAACCAGAAAAAGUUCGCGCCGAGGAUUUGAAGAUUAGAGAAAAGAAUUUUAAGUUUAAGGCUGGGAAGAAAGACUUGAAAAUUUUGAAGCAGUCUUAUGCGUUCUUAGAUCCCGUUCCAUCUGAGAUGAAUGAAGUUAACAUUGACGAAUUAGCCGUGGUACCAAUAGAAUGGAAAAUGUUAACUUUACUUCGUCCAAAAACAAGAACCGAGGAGGAAAUGUUUUCCAGGCUUGUGGAACUACGAAAAUUAGCUAUAAAAACAUCUGCGAAAGAUAGACGGUCUUAUGGUAUAGAUCGUCAAAUAAAGAAGACAAAGAACAAAGCUGGAGUUGUUGAAACGAAAAUUAUUGCCUGUAAAGAAUGCGGUGACGAAUUUUGUACAGGUGAAUGGUGUAUAAAAUUUACGUAUGAUUCUUUUAUGAGAGUUUCCGAUGGUUUAAUGCAUCAGCUAGCGGUGAAAUCUUCUACCACUGCGCCAAAACAAGUGAUCAAAUCUAAAAAAGGUUUAGGAAGAAGAUCGAGAUCUACUACAAAGUCGAGUAGAAGUAAAUCGCAUAAGAAGACCAAGUCAAAGUCAAAAUCUCCAGAAAAAUCUUCUUCCAAAAGGUCAACGAUGGUUAGAAGUAAAUCAUCAACAAAACUUCUUAACAAGUCAAAGUCUGUGGAAGUUACGUCUCAAAAAUCACCUUCUAAAAAGUCUCCAUCAAAAACAGCAACAAAAUCUAAAUCCAAAAAAUUCAAGAAAUCAAAAAAGUGAGAAAACUAAGCAGUAGGUAAAUAAGAAAAAAGCAACUUAUUUGCAGGAGCUAAUCUAAAAAUGUAAACUGGUUAUCACGAUUAUGAAUGAAACUAAUAUUUUUAUGGCAAUUUGCAAGCUUUCUUAUUGGUAAAAUGGUUUGAAGAAGUACAUAAAGGUUUAUUUAGUUUAUAUUUAAGUAUGUGUAUAUU
Messenger RNA from Agrilus planipennis (emerald ash borer), 1161 nucleotides. Its product is annotated as micronuclear linker histone polyprotein. The transcript is spliced from 3 exons. Bases 83 to 970 code for a protein of 295 amino acids. NCBI's taxonomy places the organism in Eukaryota, Metazoa, Arthropoda, Insecta, Coleoptera, Buprestidae. The record is from RefSeq and is a predicted model, not a curated record.